Molecule: messenger RNA, 5256 nt
Organism: Orbicella faveolata
Lineage: Eukaryota; Metazoa; Cnidaria; Anthozoa; Scleractinia; Merulinidae
Product: semaphorin-5A-like
Biological process (GO): neural crest cell migration; positive regulation of cell migration
Cellular component (GO): plasma membrane
Molecular function (GO): chemorepellent activity; semaphorin receptor binding
Source: RefSeq, a predicted model, not a curated record
CCCUGAAACUUUCAAGGAAAUAAUUCAUAGCCACAGGAGGGUCAUUGGAGAUUCUGAGGGGGAGGGGUAGGAGGUUUACAGAAGGCAAAGACUUGGGGAAAGUAUGUGAUGUAUGGAGCUUAAUAUUCAAGACAGGCUUAAUUUGUGAAUAGGUUCAAACCAUGAAACCUUGUAUGGGAGGGGUGUGGCUAUUUUCUGGAACAACAGAAUUUAUUAUCACAUGUGAUUGUAGGAUGGUCCAUGCCAUAACGUUGUCAAGAUAAUGUUACCAUUCAAUGAGAGAAUCUUUCUCUGCUGGACUGGAAAUCAAAUGACUGGCUGUGCUUGGAGAAAUAGGACAAACUUAAGUGAUGUUCCAGGCAGCGAUACAAAAGGAAAUGUAUUCACAUCUGAAGUGGAAUAUUCCAGCAGUCCAGAUCAGAAUGACACGGCUAUCAUAAAAGAACAUGGGACAAUCUUUACAGGCACAAUAAACCCGUAUUCAGGAAAACCAAUGAUUUACAGCAGAAGUUUACAACCCGGACGUUCUAAGGUCUUCACAUCCUUGCUGGAUCAAAGUGACUUCUACACAGAUGUGCACUUUGUAAAAAGUUUCAACAUUGGGCAUUAUAUUUACUUCUUUUUCCGUGAACGUACGUUGGAAUGCUCCAGCUGUGGAAAGUUCAAAAUCUCUAGAGUGGCCAGGAUUUGUAAGGGAGACUACGGCGGUCAGCUUGGCCUUAGGAAAAAAUUUGUCACCUUUCAGAAGGCGAAACUGAUUUGUUCAGAUGGAGCAGAUUUUCCAUUGAAUUUCAACGAAAUCCAGGAUGUUUGGUGGGAAGAACAGGCCAACUCAUUCUAUACCAUUUUUCAUUCUCAUCCCAAUGGACCCCCAUCAUCAGCUAUUUGUAUGUACGAUCUGUCUGACAUCAAUCAAGUUUUUGAUGAAAGCCCUUUCAAGUCAUUUGAUAAUCAAGAGAAACAGUGGAUCACGGUACAAAACAAUCACAAGGAGUAUUUCAAGGAUUGUAAAGUGAAUCAAAAGUAUAUUGAUCCGACUAGCAGUGCAAGUGUUCCAGAUGGAAUGAUGGCGACAAAGAAAAUGAAAUUCAGUGUGUAUCGAGAGUUGAUGCAUGAUCCACUCAUGGAAGAUCCAGUACAACCCAUUAGUUUUGACGCCCAGUCUCAGAAAGUGUCAAGAGCUUUGUUCAUUAAGGAUGGAAUCAGGUCAGUGAUGGUUGCUGUCUUGAAAUUAUAUUGUAUCAAGAGAAGAUGUAGGGUAAUAAAAUUAAUCACCCUCUCAAGAUAUGGUGACAAGAAAGAAGUCAUCAAAGCAGUCACGAUUGAUACCACCCGGCAUGUUCUCUACUUGGGUUCAAAUACAGCGCUUACAAAGCUGAGUUUAGAACAAUGCAGUAGUUACGAUCGUCACAGUUCUUGUACAUCUGCGGCUGAUCCUUACUGCGCAUGGGACGAUGAAACAAACCGCUGUGUUUCAAUUCUUUCUCAUGGAGACCUAAGCAAACUGAGACAAGACUUGAGUACUUGCCCGAAGAUGGCAGAUGAAGACGUUGAGUGGUCUCCCUGGAAAACCUGCAUCCAGAGUGAUGGUAAUCUAUGCCGUUGUCAAGUGCGGCCAUGUCAGAACAAACAAAACAGUUCCUGUGAGGGUGGAUAUGAGUUCCGACUUGAAAACUGUACAGUGGAUGUGAGUGUAGGGUGGGAGGGCAAAGAAGCAUGGGAAUUGUUUGGAGUACAGCAUGGUAACUGGAGUGUGUGGGAAACUUGGACCGAGUGUUCAGCGGAGGCAUGGGCCGGAGUGAGACAUCGGACACGAACAUGUACGAACCCAGUCCCCAGGAGGGGAGGUAGACCAUGUGUGGGGCAGUCAGUGCAGUAUGAGCCCUGCAGUUUAGGAUUAGAAGUGAAGGAAAAACGCGUGUCGACAAAUCCAACAAGAGUUUUGAACCCAAAAGUGAACAUGGCCGUGCAGUUCAAUGUGGCGUGUGAAGCCACGGGACAUAAAAUAACUGACAUACGUGUGCAGAUAUCAAACAAGACCAUUGAUUGUGAGAGAGAACCCAAACUCUGCGGAGAUGGUGAGUGGGACAGGUGGAGCGAUUGGGGUCAGUGUACUGUGGAGGGAUUUCAGAUUAGAAGAAGGGAAUGUAAAACAGAGCCUUGUGUCGGGGAAAGGGUGCAAGAAAAAAAAUGCCAACCGACGAUAUCUGAGAACUGCAAAGGUGACGGGGAUGAGAGCUUGGAAGACUGGGCUGAAUGGUCUGCUUGCGAGUGCAAGCACAAACUUGAGCUACCUGAGGGGAGUGGUGUAAGGUCUCGGAUUCCCAAGUGCCGCAGGGAUUGUCCCACUGUAUCAUCUUGUCCCGAUACUGUUCAGUAUGAAACUUGCAUUUGUAAUUCUGCAGUGGAAAUGCAACGUGGACCAGAAACCAAUGAGGGAUCAAACCUGCAAAUAGGUCACGUGAUCGGAGCGGCGGUAGCUGGCUGUGUGCUUACCAUCAUUCUAUUUCUUGGGGCAUUUUGUUACAUCAAGAAUCGAAAUAAAAAGUUCGAUGUUUCCAAAGCCGAAGAAACCAGCCUUCACAACACCUCUAGCGAAAGUAAAUACUCGACGAUUGCUAGAGGGAACGGUGUUCCGAACAGAGGCCCGCUUUCCACAUCCAGCAGCCACAGUACAGCAAGUAAGGACAGUGUUAAGAACACGAGUAGAAAGACGUCAUCACCUCUAAAGAUGCUUCGAGUAUUCCGGAAACAUCAUAGCUCCGCGGAAGCAGUAUAGUACCUAGGAGGGGUGGGGAGGGGGUGAGGGUGGCGUGUUACUAGGCUUGGUACUAGGCGUGUUACGUGCUGGCUUGUUAUAAAUCUUCCAGCAGAGUUUCCUAAGGGUAUCGCUGUAGACAAGCCAUAAAGUCAAUAGUCCUCCGAAAGGCUUCAAUCCGAGGUCGCUGCAUAACCCAACCAUCAGCGCAGUAUCUCACUGCAAAAUGUUAAAAAGAUUUGAAGAUAACGAAGCAGAUUAAGAGGCCUUGAGGACGCAUGUUCAGUAAGCUACGAAUCGACGUUAAUGUAAAUAUGCUUUAGAGUUGUAAAUACUACAGUGUUCAUGAGUAUUUUGUUAACGUUUGUUGGAGGUACUUCCGGAUCGUAAUUAUGCUGAAGAACACCUCUCGCUUUUGGGAGAAAGAGAAAAUACCAGAUUUGCUACAAGUUGUCGCGCAAGCUGUUACACUUUUGAGGAUCGACGUCACGGGAUUUGUUUUGCAUUUUUGGUUGAAAUAACUUCGCUGAAGAUCAGAGAUAUUCUUGUGCAGUAAACUGUAACUGCGCAAUACCAGGCCUCCCACAGGUCAUUACGCUUGCAUGUUACAGUUCUGUGGCUCCAAGUCACGAAACGUGGCACGCAACAUGUUGGGUAAUGUUGGGUUAUUCUUCGUGGAAGAUACAUCUCUCAAUUUUGAGGACUUCAGUCAUCUUUCGUUACUUCUUCCAAGUUUGUUUGUCUUUCAAGUACCUCCUACAGGGGUUAACAAGUUGCACGAAGAUAAUCUGGUCAUUCGUGACUUUGCAUCUAACUCGUUGUAUUAACUGCGUUUUUAGAGGGACUAUAUACAUAUUUAUUCAACUAUUUAUUAUGUAGAUAGAGGUGUUAGGUUUGUUUUAAGGAGAAAGUAGAAUUUUCUCUGUUAAUUUCGCCAUAUGUAGUUGUAUAUAUGACGGUAAAUUGGUUAUAUUUUAUAAAGUAAGUCAUAAACUGAAUAAGGUCUGAAAACACCGGCAACACUCUAGGUCGUUAUCCGUUAUUUCCUCACGUGACCAGCUCACCCUCAGAACAAAAUUAACAGGAUCGGAGAUUAACAAGAAUGGAAAAAUCAAGUUUCAUCAUCAUCUUUGUAAGGUCACUAAGAACCGGUUAGGCAUCACACCAACCACUUACAAAAUCUUAGUGGUAUAGAGGUUUUAAUAUCCCCUCCAAAAAAUGUGUUCAAAUAUCCUAAAAUCUGACAUGACCUCAGCUGGCUUAAAAAUCUUUGUUUUAGCUAAUUUACUGAUGCUAUUUCUUUAGUCUUUCUGCUGUGUUUGCCGAAACAGUAACAUGUAAGUUACGAUGGAUCAACAGAGCUACCUGUUGAGAUAUUUGUGUAAACUUCUUAACAGUUAACCGUUCUGCAAUAUUUCCAUGUACAUUGUCUGUAGAUAGCGUAAAGCAUGGAGCAGGUCACGUGACGAAUUGAUGCAAAACGCAUCCAACGUAAGUUAACAUAUUGUUAAUUGUUUAUUUCUUGUAUAGGGGACAAAAUAUCAAGGACAAGAUGAUUUUGUAUUGGUUUUGAUUAAGUUAUAGCAUUUUAUUUUUAUAGAAAAACAUUGACACGGGGCACGAGGCACGGUCAUCUAAUUUAUAUAAUGAUUUCGAGGCUCAAAAAAGUUCCGAGUCAAUACGAAACACUAAAAAUUGGUCUUAUUUUGUAGAAAAGCACUCGAGAUUUAACCUAAAUACAAUGAGAAAUAUGUAUGACUAGAAAUGGCCAUUAUUAUAUUAUGUAAAGCUUGGAAAACGUUCUGCUCAUUCAGGACGCAUCACUCGGUUGCAUUUAAAAGUUGCUAGUAAACUUUCUUUGAAAUGUUGAUUUAAUCGUUUUCUGUUAUUUAAUAAGCGUUUAUACAAUUUUUUUAGAAUAAAUUAAACAUUGCCUGCGUUAUUACAUUUUUGGAUGACAUUGCUCCUCGACAGAUGUUUUUUUUUGUUUUCAUAAUUAAUUAUGCUAUUCGUUACGGUAUGGAGUCAAAAUGCAUAUAUACGUUACUUAGUAAUUCUCGUUUGGUUAUUGUUUCUCUGUUACUGUAGUCUAGAUUGCGUUCUGCAACAGUCUUUUUCGGAGCCGUUAUUUAGGUGAUCACUGAGAAACGUUACAUGAUGACCUAAUUCCAGGGAGGAACUGCCAUAUGAUAGGGUCGGAGAUGCUCGUCAGAAAAUUUGAAUUAAAACCGCUAAAGGAGACACGAGCUAUAUUUCACCCCCAAAAGAUACCACGUAAAACGGAGGUAGGCCCGAGUAACAGCCACUGUUCAGGAAAGGAAGCCGCGCGAGUAGACCUGAAGUGAGACGAGAAUCCUUGAUUUCUACCCCUAAGCGAGACGAAGAGCAUCCCCGACCUUUUCAUGGGGGAGUCCCCCCCGGCGCCUAAAUAAGGGACUAGUUCUGUAUGACUGUUUUAAUUUACCCUGAAUUGUUUUCAAUAAAAGCCGCUGAAUGAA